This is a messenger RNA of Salvia splendens (bonfire salvia), 1358 nucleotides long. RefSeq names its product succinate--CoA ligase [ADP-forming] subunit alpha-2, mitochondrial. The transcript has 7 exons. Bases 96 to 1088 code for a protein of 330 amino acids. NCBI's taxonomy places the organism in Eukaryota, Viridiplantae, Streptophyta, Magnoliopsida, Lamiales, Lamiaceae. Gene Ontology annotation, biological process: tricarboxylic acid cycle. The record is from RefSeq and is a predicted model, not a curated record. Gene Ontology annotation, molecular function: succinate-CoA ligase (ADP-forming) activity; succinate-CoA ligase (GDP-forming) activity. Gene Ontology annotation, cellular component: succinate-CoA ligase complex (ADP-forming); mitochondrion.
CAUUUGUGAAAGGAAGAGAUUAUAUUAAUAUUUCUCCCAUUUCUGCAAAAAAACCUAAUCGCACGCAUCUUCCCAAAACGCAGUCAGCAGAAUCCAUGGCGCGUCAAGCCACGAGGCUGAUAGCCAGCUUGUCAUCGCGGCUGCUCCGUCCUAAUCAGCUCAACCAGCUCCGCAAUUUCGGAUCGCCGCCGCCGCCGCCCGCCGUGUUCGUCGAUAAGAACACGCGCAUCCUUUGCCAGGGUAUCACCGGAAAGAAUGGCACUUUCCACACCGAGCAGGCCAUUGAGUACGGCACCAAGAUGGUUGGAGGAGUUACCCCUAAAAAAGGUGGAACUGAGCACUUGGGACUCCCCGUCUUUAACACUGUAGCAGAAGCAAAAGCUGAAACAAAGGCUAAUGCAUCUGUGAUAUAUGUUCCUCCUCCAUUUGCUGCAAAAGCUAUCAUGGAGGCAUUGGAGGCUGAGCUAGAUUUGGUUGUAUGCAUCACAGAGGGAAUACCCCAACAUGACAUGGUUCGUGUGAAAGCUGCUCUUAAUCAGCAGUCACGGACUCGGCUUAUUGGUCCAAACUGCCCCGGCAUUAUUAAGCCUGGUGAGUGCAAAAUUGGAAUUAUGCCUGGAUAUAUCCACAAACCAGGACGCAUUGGAAUUGUUUCUCGAUCUGGCACAUUGACUUAUGAAGCGGUCUUCCAAACAACUGCAGUUGGCCUUGGGCAGUCAACAUGUGUGGGAAUUGGUGGAGAUCCUUUCAAUGGAACAAAUUUUGUUGAUUGCAUGGAAAAGUUUCUUGUGGAUCCACAAACAGAAGGGAUUGUUCUUAUUGGCGAGAUAGGUGGCACAGCUGAGGAGGAUGCAGCAGCUCUUAUAAAGGCAAGUGGGACUCAAAAGCCGAUUGUUGCUUUUAUUGCUGGACUCACUGCUCCACCUGGGCGAAGAAUGGGCCAUGCGGGAGCUAUCGUAUCUGGAGGCAAGGGUACUGCACAGGACAAAAUCAAGACUCUACGUGAAGCUGGGGUUACUGUGGUUGAGUCACCUGCAAAGAUAGGCACUGCAAUGCUCGAGGUAUUCAAGCAGAGGGGUCUCGUCUGAGCAGCGCUGGAGCCAGCCACCGCUCCAGUGGAGGCUUGGCCGGUGCUGGAGCAAUGUGGAGUUGGCGGAGAAGAGAUGGAGCAUACAUAGAUGAUAGAGCAGAAAUGGAGAUUUUCGCCAGUUUAGCCAUUUUGGAUUGAUGAAAAAGAAAGAUAAACAAUAAAGGCAAAACACAUUCUUAAGUCCCAUUUAUCAUUUGUUUCAGUUUGGAGUUUAUCAUUCUUAAUGUAUGCAUAUUUAUAUUUUGAGAAAGCAAACGUAUACCUGAAA